AUGGACAACAUCGACGAGGAAUAUGACCGGCUUGUUGAACACCUUUACGACUGCACGAAGAAGGCUGAGAGUUUUAAAACUACCAAGAGACGCUUGUCUCUUGAAACUCUUGAGCUGAUACGCCAGCGUGAAGCAGCACGAGCCGCAGGGAACCAAGAACUCACCACGAUUGGCCACAUUCAACCUGUUUCGAAACUCAUCGAGGUAUCACGAGAGUACAAGAUGCCGCUCUGUCUCACCUUCAUCGACUUGAAGAAGGCCUUCGACUCAGUUGAAACGGAAGGGGUCGUGGAAGCCUUGGACAACCAAGGCGUCCCUACUCAGUACAUAAAGGUACUUCGAGAGUUGUACAGUAACUUCACGACCGGAAUUUCGCCAUUCUACAAGAACAUCAUCAUUGACGUGAAGAGGGGAGUCCGAUAG
Messenger RNA from Necator americanus (New World hookworm), 423 nucleotides. RefSeq lists its product as uncharacterized. The transcript is spliced from 2 exons. The coding region runs from base 1 to 423 and encodes 140 amino acids. NCBI's taxonomy places the organism in Eukaryota, Metazoa, Nematoda, Chromadorea, Rhabditida, Ancylostomatidae. The record is from RefSeq and is a predicted model, not a curated record.